Molecule: messenger RNA, 1784 nt
Organism: Ruditapes philippinarum (Manila clam)
Lineage: Eukaryota; Metazoa; Mollusca; Bivalvia; Venerida; Veneridae
Product: prolyl 3-hydroxylase OGFOD1-like
Exons: 13
Coding region: 181-1764 (527 amino acids)
Biological process (GO): peptidyl-proline hydroxylation; regulation of translational termination
Cellular component (GO): cytoplasm
Molecular function (GO): peptidyl-proline dioxygenase activity; L-ascorbic acid binding; iron ion binding
Source: RefSeq, a predicted model, not a curated record
CACACAACGGACAAGAAAUAGUUUAUUAGAUUCUCUUAACAAAUGUAGGACAUGUCUUCUAUAAAAGAAUUCUUUAAAUAAGAAAAUGUGAUGUCGUAAAUAAUAAUAAAAGACCAACUUUAGGCAAUACGGAAAACGUGAAACUAUAAUCAAACUUUUAAUUAGGACUUUUCUAUAAUUAUGUCUUCCAAACGGAAAUCUACAUCACCUUCAAAGGAAAGUGCUUCAAAAAUAUUGAAAGAUGCAUGCAGCAAAAAUAUUUUAAGUAACCAAUUCAAUUCCCCUACCUGCAUCAAAAAUUGCAAAAAAGCUUGGGAGGAUAACAACUGUUAUUCCUUUACUGAUGAGUCAUCAUGUGUUGAGGUCUGUCACAAACCUUUCCGACAUUGUGUUGUACCAAACUUUCUGAAGGAUCAGGAAACUGUUGAAGGAUUACAAGAUGAAUUGUUAGAUCUUGAAUUCUCUGAGAAAAAUAAUGACCUCUACAAAUUUCACCAGAGCACUGAAGAUCUGAAAACUGCAAAAACUGAAAAUAUAAUGUCCUUCAGGAAAAUGUUAUGUGACACAUUUAGAGACUGGUUGAUACAGGUGACUGGUAUAACACUGAAUGAAACAAUAGAUGCAUUUUGUGCUCAAUAUGUACAUACAGAUACCUUGUUAUGUCAUGAUGAUGAGCUUGAGGGGCGGAGAAUAGCGUACAUUUAUUAUCUGGUCGAUUCUUGGUCACAGGAAGAUGGUGGAUGUUUGGAUCUCUUUAAUGUUGAUGAAAAUAUACAGCCAAAUGAAGUGGUGAAAUCUAUUCUACCAGUGAGAAAUAAUUUUGUAUUUUUUGAAGUGACACCUGGCUCCUAUCACCAGGUAAGAUUAUGUAAUGAUUAUAAUUAUACAUUUAUAAGACCCGUCUUAUUAGAAAACCCCCCCAACUUAUCAUAUGGCUCUAUAGAUGAUGAUAUAUUCUUUGACUGGAUAAACCCAGUAUAUCUGAGUGUUGGUGCUCAGGGCAGUAUUCAAGAGAAAUUUGAAAAUGAAUCUGAAAUUGAAUUACAAGAUUUUCUUCAGAAAGACAAGUAUGAAGCUCUUUUAGAGGCUUUGAAAUCUUCCAAAAUGUGCUGGAAAAAAGUAGGACCAUCUAACAAAAGGUGCUACAAUCAGGCAGACGACACUAGAUUACCAGACAUUGUUCAGACAUGUAUCGAUCUGUUCAAAUCAGAUGCCAUGUUUCUAUUGUUGUCAAAUAUGUCCGGCCUUAAACUGCAUGAGUUGGCUGGAGGCAGUUCUGAAUCCGAGUCUGAAGUAGAAAAUGAGGAAUCUAAUCCUGAAUCACAGGGGUCUUCAUCUGCAAAAUCAAGAACAAAGACAACAGAAACAGAAGAGGAUAAUGGGGAUACUUCCACCAGUAAUAGUGCUAGCAAUACAAAAGAUAAAGACACAUCCUGUACUGCCAAGUGCCGGGCUGAAGUAAGACACUGGAAUCAUAAAUGUUAUACCCUGGUACAUGACACUGACACCGAGGGGUCACAGUUUGCUCUUGAUGUUAUGUUUUAUCUGGGUUGUCAAGACUGGGAAAUGGAUUAUGGAGGAUUUACAUCUUAUAUUGCCAAAGGUGAAGAUGAGGAGCUAUUGACAGUGACACCACAACAGAAUUCUCUUGCCUUGGUGUACAGAGACCAGGAAACAUUACGAUUUGUGAAAUAUCUCAACACAGACGUGAAUAAAAUGCCAGAGAAAGGAUUUUAUGAUAUAUCUGCUGUAUACUAUGAAUAAAACUGAUUUUAUAUAAAAUC